GACCAGAAAACCAUCUCCUUUGCAUCGAGUGCAAUCAUUGUCCUUAUUGCAGUCAAGUCAAACGCAUCCUUUAGUUAAUGAUUGGGUCAAACAACAACGGGCGCCGCAGUUAGUACAGAAUGAAUUACCUAGGGAACAAGACUGGACUCCAAAAAACAAACAUAUGCCUGUAAAUGCUGCAUUUCUUUAUCCUCGUGACGUAGACAAUAAGCAACAAAGGUCUAGAACACCCACCCGCGAGGGAGAAUAUUAUUCGCGAACAACUCGAGAUGCUGGUAAUUGGGAAGAUAGAGACCGAAGGAGUAAUAAUGAUUGGAGUGAACACAGAAAGACAGCUUAUGACAGCGAAGAUGGUCAGCUCAUCGACAGGGAUAGAUUAAUGCCACGAGAUAAUGAAUGGGAUGAAAGAGAUAAACGUUCUUUAUCGAGGAGUAAGGAAAACGAUUGGGAUCAUUACAGGCAAAAAUCUACAAAGGAUCAAUAUCUUCAUAGUGAAAAGAAUAUUUUAAGGAAUUCUAGGUCAUCUGAAUGGGACA
Acaulospora morrowiae is the source of this 536-nucleotide messenger RNA. The record is from the annotation of a GenBank genome assembly. Lineage: Eukaryota; Fungi; Glomeromycota; Glomeromycetes; Diversisporales; Acaulosporaceae.